AUGGACGACUCUUCUGCAACUAAUCCUCACCACGAAAACCUCACCAACGGCACAUCAACGUCAGAUCGAAAGCAUCCAUCCUCGGCCACCAAGCUCUCACCCGCAGAGACACCACCUCAGCCAACAGCGCUCCAGCAACACGUCUUGUUCUGGGACAGGGACAAUGAUGGCAUCAUCCACCCUUGGGACGUCUACACGGGGUUUCGCGAACUUGGCUUCAAUGUCCCGUUCUCCAUCGGCUCCCUUCUAAUUCCAAUCUUUUUCUCGUAUCCGACGAGCUUGGCCUAUAGCUGGAUCCCGGACCCGUUGCUCCGGAUCUACGUGGACAGUGGACACAAGGCCAAGCACGGAUCCGACACUGGAGUGUUUGAUGUCGAUGGUCACUUCCACGCCGACAGGUUCGAUACCAUGUUUGAGCGGUGGGACGUGGAUCGAUGUGGAGGACUGAGUGCCGACCAGAUGUGGGCCAUGUGGAAGAAGAACCGCCUCGCAGCCGACGUGGCGGGCUGGUGUUUCGCCUUCAUGGAGCUGUGGACGACAUGGUUGUUGUUGCAGAAAGACGGAAGGGUAUGGAAGGAAGACUUGAGAGGCUGUUACGACGGAACACUGUUCUGGAAGAUUAGCGAGCUCGUGCAAAAGGGGCAGUGGGAUCAGGGGUACGGCAUCCGAGAUUUCUUUGAUGGCAUGCGCAGAGGUGGCACUUGGAGGAACUGGGAGGUCAAGGACCAAGGCCAUGAGCAUACGGGUAGUAUGAAUGGCUCAGCUCAGAAGAACUAG
Messenger RNA from Cladophialophora yegresii CBS 114405, 777 nucleotides. RefSeq lists its product as uncharacterized. The record is from RefSeq and is a predicted model, not a curated record. The transcript has a single exon. NCBI's taxonomy places the organism in Eukaryota, Fungi, Ascomycota, Eurotiomycetes, Chaetothyriales, Herpotrichiellaceae. Gene Ontology annotation, molecular function: monooxygenase activity; calcium ion binding. The coding region runs from base 1 to 777 and encodes 258 amino acids.